Camellia sinensis is the source of this 525-nucleotide messenger RNA. RefSeq lists its product as uncharacterized. NCBI's taxonomy places the organism in Eukaryota, Viridiplantae, Streptophyta, Magnoliopsida, Ericales, Theaceae. Gene Ontology annotation, molecular function: RNA-DNA hybrid ribonuclease activity; nucleic acid binding. The record is from RefSeq and is a predicted model, not a curated record.
AUGGGUAUUCGCAGCAGGCCUGAGCAUGCUUCGUUGUCGAAUGGUGGCAGGGACAAGGCUGGUUUUUGGAAGAACUUUUGGAACAUGCGACUUCCUGUCGAAGGAUUGAUUAGUGCUGGGGUUGUGGUUCGAGACCAUAAGGGUGCAGUCAUUGCUGCCAUGUCAGUCAAAAGGGCGUCUGAGAUGGAUGUGGAUUUUAUUGUGGCCUUUGCAGUGCUUGCAACUAUUCAGUUUGUGUUGGAUAUGGGGUUGCACCACAUAAUUCUUGAAGGUGACUCGUUAGUGAUAGUUCGCGCCCUUCAAUCCUCUUGGGCCUUCAUGGCUUCGUUUGGGCACUUUGUGGAGCAAGCCAAAUCUCUGUUGGCUAGAUUCCGCUCCUGGGGUGUUAAGCAUGUAAAACGGGAAGGGAAUUCGGUAGCUUAUUGUCUAGCUCGAAUGGCAAUUGCUAUGGAGGGCUUCUCAGUAUGUAUAGAGGGGGUUCCGCUUUCUUUACGCUCUCUCGUCAAGAGGGAAGCGUCUUUUUGA